Messenger RNA from Equus quagga, 1024 nucleotides. RefSeq names its product keratin, type I cytoskeletal 27-like. The transcript has 3 exons. Gene Ontology annotation, molecular function: structural molecule activity. Lineage: Eukaryota; Metazoa; Chordata; Mammalia; Perissodactyla; Equidae. The coding region runs from base 181 to 783 and encodes 200 amino acids. The record is from RefSeq and is a predicted model, not a curated record.
GCGUAACUUGCCUCUUUCUUCCUUAAUUCUUGUCACUUCCAAUCUAAUGAUCAGAUUAAGGAAAACUCUAAUACAUGAAGUGAAUUCUACUGCCAUUACAGUUGAAUUUUUUGAUGGUUGUUUCCAAUUCAGGAAAUUAAACGCCUGCCAGCUGUUGCAGGCUCGGACGGUCAUGCAGAGAUGGACAGUGCGCCUGGAGCUGACUUACCCAAGCUCCUCGACAACAUGAGAACUCACUACGAAGCCGUGACCGAGCAGAAUCGCCAGGAUGCUGAAAUUAGGCUCAACAACAAGAGCAGAGUGCUACCACAGCAGAUGGCUGCCGCUGCUGGUGCAUCCGAUUCUGCUAAGACUGAGAUGAAUGAGCUGGAGUGGGCUCUUCAGGCUCUGGAGAUAGAGCUACCGUCCGCAGGAAAAACUUCCCUGGAAGCCAGGCUGACAGAGUCAGAAGCCAACUACAAGACUCAGCUUUCACAGAUCCAGGUUCAGAUCAGCGCCCUGGUGACCCAGCUCCUUCAUGUCUGCAGCGAGACAGAGAGCCAGAGUGCAAGCUGCCAGCAGCUCCUGAACAUCAAGACGCGCCUAGAGAAUGAAAUUGAGGCCUACCAUCGCCUGCUCAAGGGGCAGGGCUGGUACAUGAGAAGCUGCGAGUUGGGUGAAGUAGGGGAGCAAGUGGGGCUGGGGGUAAUUCUAGGUACCAGCUUGCUUCUAUUUACAUUCCUAACUAAAUGCAAGGAUGUUAAACUACAAGGGUUGGACAAACUUCCACGAGGCCCAUCCUAACAGUACAAUUUCCAACAUCACUCUUACCAGCUCCAUGAAGACAAUGACCUUGAUUUAUGAACCCAGCUUCCUGGUCCCACAAAUUACCACCCCACACAAGGCACUCCACAAAUAUUUGCCUAACUGAACUGAACUGAAAUUCAGGGCAACACUGUGGCUCUAUCUUCCGUCCUCAGAACACAAGCCCAUUAUAGCCAACAUAUCCUAUGUUUAAUAGUCAUUUGGGCUGUGUAAUUCAAAA